ACUGUCAUGGCGGCCGCCGCUGCUGCCCGUGUGAGCAUGGGGCAUCUGACUUUGAGAAUUUCAAGAGUUGUCCCCGACUGUAGCGUUUGUCCUUUUAACAGACUGUGUAGGAAUGCCAUUACAGACAGGGCGACAGGGGGGACCCUAGAUCGUUUUCGUACGCCAAAUAGGAAUCUACAGACAUCCAUCACUCGUUACCACAUAGAAGAUCUAAAAAAUGCGGAGGAUCCAGCUGCUGAUGUAGUCAACGUUGUUUACGUAGACCGAUCUGGACAGAGGAUACCGGUGAAGGCAAAAGUCGGUGAUAACGCUCUCUACCUUGCACACAAGCACGGCAUUGAAUUGGAAGGAGCCUGUGAAGCGUCUUUAGCUUGCUCGACAUGUCAUGUGUAUGUAAAUGGGGACUACUGUGAUAAGCUACCCGACCCUGAUGAGAGGGAGGACGACAUGCUGGACAUGGCUCCCAUGCUGCAGGAGAACUCGCGCCUGGGCUGCCAGAUCAUCCUGACCAAGGAGCUGGACGGCAUGGAGCUCACGCUGCCCAAGGUCACCCGCAACUUCUAUGUUGACGGCCACGUUCCCAAGCCCCACUGAUUUGAGGCUGAACUUUGUUCGGGCAUGAAAGUUGAAAGGUCGAGGCAGAGGGAGGAAACAAGGCCAGGUUGUUUAGUGUGUUGGUCUGGGAUGGGAUGUGGAGCCACCUCAACGCAUUGCCGGUUUCUAGCUGCUGAACCCAAAGGAAAAUCAAGCCCCCGGAACACCUUGUUUGGUUCAAGACUCUUUACUUAAAAAUGUAUGUCAAGACAUGAUGUAUUGCAGUGAAAAGGUCAAGUUAUGAGUUUAUCACUUACCGUGUACAACUAACGCAAGACCAUACAAACCCCAACUAUUGUGCAAAACGAACUGUUAACGCAGACUACUGUUGUUCUUUGGCAGGAAGUCAGAAAAGAAACAGUCUCAGGCAUUUUGUGUUGUGAUACAAAGGAACAUUCCUUGCUAUGACUGGUGAAACGAUCCAAAAAGUCAGACGCACAAACGUUACAAGAGUCCUCAACAUUUGUCUUUAUCAUUGUAGACAGCAUAGCACACUACAGCCUCUGCUCUCAUUCAUAACCAUGCAAGUUGCCUCUUCACCCAUGUAUCCACUUGGGAGUAAUACUGUGAUGCAAGCCAGGGUUGUGCGUGUCCCAUUCCCACCCCUAACACCACCACGCAGCUUGUUAGUCAGAUAGUCUACACUACAGAUUAGCCAAGGUGAACUUUGAACAGAAGAAGCAUCUUGUCCAGUCUGUGUAGACGUCUGUGGCCAGUGUAUGACAGAAGACGCAUCCUGUGUAGUCAGUGCAUGUAACAGCUACUUGCGCCAUUUUAAUGUCAUCUGUAGUCACUUCAUUAUUAUUUAGCAGGAGCCACAUGUAAGCAGUAUUUCAGCUGUUGCUCAAUCCACAAUGUUUUUGUCUUUUCCUGUUUUUCAGUUGUACUGUAACUGUCAUAAGUGCGCACAAUGUAACCAUUACUUCUGUACAAGUAAUGCAAUUACAAAUAAAAUUAGGAUUUAAAUAAAAUUAUAUUAAACUUG
This is a messenger RNA of Sardina pilchardus (European sardine), 1579 nucleotides long. RefSeq names its product ferredoxin 2 (gene fdx2). Gene Ontology annotation, biological process: P450-containing electron transport chain; positive regulation of oxidoreductase activity. The record is from RefSeq and is a predicted model, not a curated record. The coding region runs from base 7 to 594 and encodes 195 amino acids. NCBI's taxonomy places the organism in Eukaryota, Metazoa, Chordata, Actinopteri, Clupeiformes, Clupeidae. The transcript has 5 exons. Gene Ontology annotation, cellular component: mitochondrion. Gene Ontology annotation, molecular function: 2 iron, 2 sulfur cluster binding.